Molecule: messenger RNA, 1937 nt
Organism: Pneumocystis murina B123
Lineage: Eukaryota; Fungi; Ascomycota; Pneumocystomycetes; Pneumocystales; Pneumocystaceae
Exons: 2
Coding region: 106-1575 (489 amino acids)
Cellular component (GO): mitochondrion
Molecular function (GO): GTP binding
Source: RefSeq, a predicted model, not a curated record
AUACAAGGAAUUAUCUUAAAUAAAUAUUAUUUUAAGAAUUAUUUUUUAUCAGGAAAAAUUUGGUUAAUCACAGAUAAUUUUUUUGAUUAUACUAUAUUUAAAAAAAUGAUAAAAAAAAACAAUAUAUGGUCUUUUAGGGGUAUAUAUUUUACUUUGGAAAUGUAUUCAAGAAAAACUUUUUUUUUUUUUCCAAUAUCAUUAUCACAAUUAAGAAAAUAUUCUAUAAAAAAUAUAUGUUCUGGUUGUGGAUCACAAUUUGAGGAGAUUUAUUCAAAACAUUCUUCAGAUACUAUGUAUAAUAAGAGCAAAAUUAUUAAAAAUUUUAAGAAUUCUAAAAAACAAAAAGAAAAUGAUAUAUUUAAUGAAGCAAUAGCUAAUCUUGACGAAACAUUAUGUUUAGAGCUUUUAAAUAUAUUUCCAGAGAGAUUAUCAGGAUCCUUUCAAGAAAAAAAAGUUAAAAAAAGGACAAUAUGCCAACGAUGUCAUGAUUUAAUUCACCAUUCUACUUUAUCAACAGAAUUUCCUGCACUUCCACAAACAUUAUCAUCUGCAAAUUGGUUGUCAAUACUUUUGAAAGAAAAAAAUCCUCUUUUAAUAUGUAUAAUUGAUUCUAUUGAUUUUCCUCAUUCAUAUAUAUCAGAAUUGCAUAAUUUAUAUGGAAAAAUAUCACAAAUUUUGUAUGUAAUUAACAAAAUUGAUAUAAUAUGUGGAAAAAAAGAUAUGUUAAGCAAAAUAAGAGAUUAUUUUGUUUCAGAAAUAUCAAAAUUAGCUCAAAUUACAGAAAAAGAAAUAAAGCCAUUUAUUAUUUUAACAAGUGCUACAAAAGGUUGGGGCAUAGAUAAACUAAUAACAUCUAUUAACAAAUAUAAAACCAAAAAAAGUAACAUAUAUUUUAUUGGCAUGACUAAUGUUGGAAAAUCGUCUAUUAUUUCUAAGUUUGCUAAUCAGGCAGGUUAUGAGGAAACACCUACUGUUAGUUUUUUACCAGGAACAACUUUAAAUCCAAUAAAUAUAAAUGCAAACAAACUGAGAAAUUUAUUUAAAGACGGUGGCAUAAUUAUAGAUACCCCAGGAAUUUCUGAACCAGAUAGACAACUAUUUAAACAUUUUGAAUGCAACAAAUUAAGAAUUUAUAUACCUAAAAAAAAAUUUCCUAGAAUAAAACCAUUUUCAAUAAAACCUGGACAAAGUCUUAUAAUAGAAAAAAUUGUUAGAAUUGAUUAUCUAGAUACUUUGAAGACAGAUAAUCGAUUAAUAGUUACUCCAUAUAUAUUUCUUCCAAUACAUAUUACAAACAGAAAGAAAGCUGAAUAUAUUUUUAAAACAAUUUCAAGUGUUGAUAACAUGACUACACAUGAUAAAACUUCACUUAAAAAUGAAGCAAAAAUUUUGUAUUAUAAUUUGACAGAAAGUAUUGAACAUAAAAAACACAAAGAUAUUGUAAUUGCAGGAUUUGGAUGGAUCACUACAAGAACAAACUAUGGAAGCGCUAAUAUCAAAAUCUUUUCUUUGGAAAGUAAAGGCGUUGCUUUACGUAAUUCUUUAAUGCAAUAUAUAACAUCACGACAUAUAUAGAAAUAUAGAUAUCACCAAAACAUUCCUCCCUCAAAUCCAAUUUUUAAUUUCUUUCCAAAAAGAUAAUCCCAACUUUUUGGACUUUUCAGAUUUUCAGAAAGGUCGUCAAGUUUACAUGCUUUAGCUGUGAUUCUUGCCAUUCGUUUAGCAUCUUCUGUGUUGUCUCCUUCCAUUACAUACAUUACUAAAGCUGUCAUUGAAACAUUUUGACAUAAAGCAUGCUCCAGUAAUGGAAUAAGUGCACCAGAUGAGAAUAAUUUCGGAAAAACUUUUUUUGAUCCUGAUAUUAAUUUAAGAGUUGAAAAGUACUCUGACAAUCCUGAAAUAGUUUGAAACGUUGAUAAAAUAAACUCCUUGGGCCU